AUGGACCAACCUUAUGCUCAAUACCAACAGCAACCGACCGCGUAUCCUCACCAACAUCAACAACCGCCGCACCCGAACCAAGCGAGUCCCGUCAUGCAAACACAACCACCUCCCAACUACGCGCAACAUCAACAACAACAGAUGGCGCCUCAGCAGAUGAUGCCUCAGAUGGCUUACAAUUAUGGCAUGCAGCCACACUAUGGCGUGUCACCUACACAAGCGGCCGCUAUGGCGACCGCUGCGGCGUCAGGAUAUCCGGCAUACACAAUGGGUGAGACGCUCGGAGGGACGAUGCAACAGACGUCGCCGCGGUUACAACACAUCAAGACCGAUGGCUCGCGGCCGCCGGAGCAGUCGCCUCGACAACAAGGGCAGAUGAACGCGCCUGGCGUGAUGCCGCAGAUGCAGGCGGGCGCGCAGCCAAUGCCAAACACCCUCCCCCCGCAAAUGCAACAGCAGAGACGCAUGUCGCAUGUCCAGAGCCCAGCAGUCCAACAGCCACAGCCCCAACAGCAACCUCAACCCAUGAGCGCGCCUCCACGACCCCCAACAGCAUCACAACCUCCACCCCAGAUGGCUCAAGCACAGCCACCCCAGCAAUCGCCCGAAGGUCAGACGACAGGCGGAGUCGAAGAAUCGCCCCUCUACGUCAACGCGAAGCAAUUCCACCGCAUCCUCAAACGCCGCAUGGCGCGCCAAAAGCUGGAAGAACAACUGCGUCUCACCAGCAAAGGCCGCAAGCCCUACCUCCACGAGUCCCGUCACAAUCAUGCUAUGCGCAGACCCCGCGGACCCGGUGGACGGUUUUUGACGGCCGAGGAAGUGAGCCAGAUGGAAGCGCGCGGGUUGACGGAGGGGGAGUUCAAGAACGAGCUCUCGGCGAACGGAGCCAAUGGCACUUCCGGCGCGGGCUCGAAGCGGAAAGCGAACGGGCAUUCGAAGAGCGAGACGCCUGGGAAGAAGAUCAAGAGCGAUGAGGAGGAUGAAGAUGGGCUUGAAGACAACUAG
This is a messenger RNA of Saxophila tyrrhenica, 1008 nucleotides long. It is a transcript of the gene HAP2, whose product is annotated as Transcriptional activator. Lineage: Eukaryota; Fungi; Ascomycota; Dothideomycetes; Mycosphaerellales; Extremaceae. The transcript has a single exon. Gene Ontology annotation, molecular function: DNA-binding transcription factor activity, RNA polymerase II-specific. Gene Ontology annotation, biological process: regulation of transcription by RNA polymerase II. Gene Ontology annotation, cellular component: CCAAT-binding factor complex. The record is from RefSeq and is a predicted model, not a curated record. The coding region runs from base 1 to 1008 and encodes 335 amino acids.